AUAUAGAUGAUAAAUAUUGCACAAAGUUGGAUUGAUAACAUGUUACGAAACAUUUGAUUCACAUCACACCUAUACCUACUACUUGUGUGCGCACAGGCAGGAGGAACUGAACGCCCAAAGCAAAGCACAUCCUUCUGUCACUGCAUGUGUGAGAGCUCACAAGACAUCACAGCAAGAAUCAGUCUGUCUGAGAAUCAGUCAGUGUUAUGAAUCUAACGCUCAGCAUGUUAUGAAGUCCAAUGUUCUGGCUGACUUUAAUCCUGGUCCUGCUGCACCUCACCCGGGGAAACAGUCCAUGUUUCGGCCGGUCUCUGGGGAUCAGCCAAUCCAGGACUCAGUUCUUCAAACGGGAGGGUUUCACGUUAUACUGCGGAGCUGAUGAGCGUAUAAUGACUAACUCUAAAUCAGUUACUUGCUCUCAGAAGAGCCAUGAAUGUAAUAUUACACUGGCAGGAGAACAUCACAGCGGUUCUUACUGGUGUGACUGCUCUGGAGAACUAGGGGAAGCGGUCAACAUCACAGUGACUGGAGGGUCUGUGAUCCUAGGGAGUCCUGUCCACCCCGUACCAGAGGGAAGUCCUGUUACACUUCGCUGCCUGACGACCCACAAGUCCAGUAAAAAGCUGGUUGUUGUGACCCCAAUAAACCAGUCCUGUACCUUCUCCAGAGAUGGGCGGCUCAUUGGGGUCGGUUUGACGGGAGAGAUGAGUUUUGCUGCUGUCAACAGAUCUCAUGAAGGCCUCUACACGUGUACCUUCUCUGGUGUUGAGUCUCCAGGGAGCUGGCUGGCUGUCAGAGGUGAUCUCCUUUCCUCAGCGACCUCCUCCACCGAAUCCCACCCCCCCACCAAUCACCACCUGCUCCUCCCAUUGGUCUACGCUGGACCGCCCCUCCUCCUGAUGGUUCUUCUGGGAAUAGUCGGAGGAUGCUGCUGGAGAAGGAGUCGCAAAGAAGCCGAAGAAGCUGCCUCAGAGGAUGAGGUUCAUGCGGAUGUAGUCCAAAAUAAGACAAAGAAGAAAGAGCGAGAUAGGUCAGACUGCGAGUCUACAUGUAGUUACGGAGAAAGUCUGCAACCCCAGCCCAUCAGAAUACCAGAUCCACCUCUCUACAGUCUCCUGGGGCAAGAACCUGUCAAAUGAUGUUCAAACAGAGGCAAAGUAUAUAUUCCAAAAGGAUGGAAUGCUACAUUCUACGUCAUAUCACAAUGAUUAGGAAUAAUGUUUUUUGUGUUUGUUCAAUGAGAAGAAAUGUUCUGAUGAAUGGUUUGUUUAUUUGUAGCUUAACCACAAAUUUGUG
Molecule: messenger RNA, 1296 nt
Organism: Gadus macrocephalus (Pacific cod)
Lineage: Eukaryota; Metazoa; Chordata; Actinopteri; Gadiformes; Gadidae
Exons: 7
Coding region: 240-1139 (299 amino acids)
Biological process (GO): cell surface receptor signaling pathway
Molecular function (GO): transmembrane signaling receptor activity
Source: RefSeq, a predicted model, not a curated record